Molecule: messenger RNA, 4307 nt
Organism: Phycodurus eques (leafy seadragon)
Lineage: Eukaryota; Metazoa; Chordata; Actinopteri; Syngnathiformes; Syngnathidae
Gene: ppp1caa
Product: protein phosphatase 1, catalytic subunit, alpha isozyme a
Exons: 9
Coding region: 265-1278 (337 amino acids)
Cellular component (GO): cytoplasm; nucleus
Molecular function (GO): protein serine/threonine phosphatase activity
Source: RefSeq, a predicted model, not a curated record
UCCGGCCCUCUCGGAUGCAAGACAAGCGACCGGAGGAGACACUCCGAGUUCGAGAGGCGGCUACCACCACGGCCUGCUUCUAAAGUUCCCGGAGGAAGAGGCAAGGGGGAACCGGCCGAGCCGAGCUCAGGGGAUUUUUUUUUUUUUUUUUUUUUUUUUUUUAAAUUUUUUUAAACAUUUUGUUUCCUAAUACGCUGGGAGGACUGUUACUCGAAUAAGGUGCCAAACGGGAAUCGCGGAGCGCUGUGUGAGAAUCUACAGAAAAUGGCGGAGCCAGACAAAUUAAACAUCGACUCGAUCAUUCAGCGUCUUUUGGAAGCUGGCCUUGGCGGAGUCAAGGGCUCUCGGCCCGGUAAGAACGUGCAGCUGACCGAGAGCGAGAUCCGCGGCCUGUGCCUGAAAUCUCGUGAGAUCUUCCUGAGCCAGCCCAUCCUUCUCGAGCUGGAGGCCCCCCUCAAAAUCUGUGGCGAUGUCCACGGCCAGUACUAUGACCUCCUGCGGCUGUUUGAGUACGGCGGCUUCCCCCCGGAGAGCAACUACCUGUUCCUGGGUGACUACGUGGACCGAGGCAAGCAGUCCCUGGAGACCAUCUGUCUGCUGCUGGUCUACAAGAUCAAGUACCCGGAAAACUUCUUCCUGCUGCGCGGCAACCACGAGUGCGCCUCUAUCAACCGAAUUUACGGCUUCUACGAUGAAUGCAAGCGAAGGUAUAACAUCAAACUGUGGAAGACCUUCACAGACUGCUUCAACUGUUUACCAGUAGCUGCUAUUGUAGACGAGAAGAUCUUCUGCUGUCACGGAGGCCUCUCACCCGACCUCCAGUCCAUGGAGCAGAUCCGCCGAGUCAUGCGGCCAACGGACGUGCCCGACCAGGGUCUGCUGUGCGACCUACUGUGGGCCGACCCCGACAAGGACGUGCUGGGCUGGGGCGAGAAUGACCGCGGCGUCUCCUUCACGUUCGGCGCCGACGUGGUGGCCAAGUUUCUACACAAGCACGACAUGGACCUCAUAUGCAGGGCGCAUCAGGUGGUAGAAGACGGUUACGAAUUCUUUGCCAAGAGGCAGCUGGUCACUCUCUUCUCCGCCCCAAACUACUGCGGGGAGUUUGACAAUGCCGGCGCCAUGAUGAGCGUAGACGAGACGCUGAUGUGCUCCUUCCAGAUCCUGAAGCCGGCAGAUAAGAAGUUGUAUCCUUACGGUGGCGGUGCUGGGAUGGGAUCAGGAAGGCCCGUCACCCCACCACGAAAUUCCGCCAAGGCCGCUAAGGCUAAGAAAUAACACCCGCUACUGUCUUCUCUCCCUCCUCUUCUCCCUCCACCACAAGUCAACUCGAUGCUCUUUUAUUUUCUCUUUCCUACCUCCCAAAUAUCUUUUUUUCCCCUAUAGACAUUUCACUCGUUUUUUUUCCCCAGUCUGUGUGCAUGUUGUCACACAUGAAUUUUUGUUCUCUCUUUUUUUUUUUUUCUUUUCUUUUUCUCGACAAAUAAGCUGUGUCCAUUUUUAAGGUAUAAUCACUGCAUUUUCGAAGCCGUCUUUCAAGAUGGUAGCUUUUGCUGGUUAGUGUGUGUGGGGGCCCUUACAUAGUGCACGCUGGCUGGGUGGGUGCACAGGCGAUAACCAUUCAAAAAGGAGAGAUUUAAGAUGUGAAAUACUUUUUAAUUUUGUAAAUAUUUAAGCGAUGUCCUUUUUUAAAGAAUAAUACAAAAAAUAAGCAUGGAAGGACGUGUUUCCACCUCACCCCUUCAAAGAAGAGGAGGAUGCAUCACGCUGCCAAUACCAAAUCCAACCUUGUGAACAUGGCACUUAUACUGAUGCUAAAUGAGGUGUGGUGGGUGGGAUUAUCUUGAAGGGUCUCCGCGGUUCCGAACACUGGUCCAGAACACGCCAAUGUAGUCUUUUAAAGACGUCACGGCGCUCGAUUGGCGUUUUAGGCCACGUCCACACUUUAGGUUCGGUUACUCUGGUGCGAUUGGUCUGCGAGUGUGCGGUUCAUUGGGUCCAGUGUGAAUGCAAUCAUGGUGCACGUAAAAGAACCAAUUCUGCUUCAGUUCGGUUCAGUGUGAACAUGACACUGCAUUAGAAUGACCAUGAGAGAAAUCACAAAUUUAUAACAGUAAAGAUCUACACAUGCAUCCGUUCAUGGGUGUCUUUGUUUUUUUUUUUUUUUUUUUUUUUUUUUAAUUUAUUAUAAAUGCAUUUUAGUAUUGUUUAGUAAAGCUUCAGCUUGGAAAAAUUAGCAAAAAUCUAAAAAUCAUGAAUGCAUGCAAGGGAACAGAGGAUUUUUGUUAUCAAAACGUAACGUCUUGUCACACACAAAAAAAAUCUCAAACUAGGUCUAUUCAAGUUGAGACUAUACAUUUUAGAUUGAUAAAAAUGCCAGUGUGAAUGUGGCGUAAACUGGACCAAUGUGUCUUUUUCUUGAAGGUAUUGGUAGCUUAUGUAAACCUUGGCUAGCAAGUGAACUCUGGCACGGUUGAGCUUCAGUGUGAGAGCUGCACUAACUUGCGUUAAGACAACAGCAAAAACCCACAAAUAUAUAGCCGCAAGUGUCAGAAGGUACGCUCUAGAGGCUUCUCCCAGUUUGUAAAAACAACAAAUUAGAUUAAAAUUAGAUCAAUGUAGUAGAUCAAAUGUAUAUAAUUAUCCAUCCAUCCGUUUUCGUCAAACUAAAUGUGGCCCAAUCAGGUCGUGACUUAUUUUUCUUUCCUUUUAUGGUAAAAGUUGGGAGUGUGAACGCUCAGCAACUGUAAGUGCAUAGUCCGCUUGGAAGGGAAGUCUGGCACAGUUCGGUUCACUUGAGCUUCACUGCGCCGUGCAAACGACAUUCUCGUAACACAAAACGUGAACUACGAGUUUGAACACUGCAUCAGUCGGCUUGUAAGUGAACUCUGGCACAGUUCAGUUCGCUUGAGCGUAAACACUGGCUGGAGUUAAAAAGACUUGACGUUUACAACUAGAUAUUUUACUUAACAGAUUUUCGUAUGAUGUUAAUGCCAAGCGUAAACGCGAAGCCACCCGGACCUGAGUACUGAACUCCAAGGGUGAACACAGCGUUAUUCGAGUUGUAGAUUAACUCUGUUCAGUUCAAUUGAGUGUGAACACGGACCCGUGUUAAAAUGAGAUACUAAAGAGCACGUGCGGCGAAAUUUGUGUUUUUCCAUUUGUUUAAAGUGUGAAAAAGACCAACUGGAAUAGCUUGAAAAAGGACAUUGGGGCAUUUCCAGCCCAAAUUAUCUUGGCAACCCGAUAAAAGGACAUCAAAGGUUAUUUAAAAAAACAUUUAUGUACACAAAAUGUGGUCCAAUCAGGGUUGUGACUCUCAUUUUUCUCUUUCAUGAUACAAAUGUUUUUGGUCCAGACCAGAGUACUGAACCACAAGUGUGAACACGGCCCAAAAUGGGGGAUACGCCGGGGUGAGCAGUUACCAUGACAACUAGCCAAAAGAGACGAAGGUACGGCGGCUGCGAUUUGAUUCACAUGUAUUUUGCUUCUGCUUUUUUGGGCGAGCGACAGAUAACAAGAGCCAUAGACAUUGUUAUCGUUCAUCAUGUGUUACAUAAGCAUGCAUGGAGUCGGUAGUAGUAAUAACAAUAUUAAGGCAAACAGGGUGUCGCUCCACAUGGAAACAUAUCCUGCAGUCUUUCAGGGUUUCUUACACUUUCUUCGGCCGUCUCCUUUUCUCCGUUCUCGGUUGCCACGUUUUUUCCACAUCCUCUUAUUUCGUUUUGUAAUGACGACACGUCAACGCCCAUCCACUGAGAUCAACUCAGGAAGUGAUCAGGAAAAAACAAAUCGUACGUAUGCAGAUACAUGACCACCAAAAACCUUCAACGAUAAAAUUUGGUUGCCGGGUAGGGUAGAGAGUCCAAUGCAUGAAAUUGCAGUCCAAGAAGAAAUUAAGGAUUUAAUUAAAAAAAAAAAAAAAUAAAUAAAAAAAAAGGUCCAAGACAGCCACACGAGGCCACUUCCAUAGCUGUACAGACAUCUGCUUUGUGUGUGUUUUUUUUAACCAUUGUUCUUUUUUUGUUCAUGUUUUUACUGAUAAUUGUACAGUAUCUCUCUCUUUGUAGGAUUUUUGUUUUUUGUUUUUUUGAAAGGAACGGAUCAGGGAUGUUUUGCACCAUGUCCUUUCACUGGAUGUGUUAGCACAGCAGCAGAUCAGAUGAUCCCCAUGUUUAAAAAUAAAAGAGAAACAAGUGAAACUAAUAACAAUGAUAUUGUAUUUGAUUGUUAAUUUCACCAGUAGAUCUCAACCCAUUGUAAUUUGUCUCUGUUAAAAGCAUAGAAAUUAAAAAAAUAUACAUAGA